Crotalus tigris (Tiger rattlesnake) is the source of this 1599-nucleotide messenger RNA. RefSeq names its product tetraspanin 1 (gene TSPAN1). The record is from RefSeq and is a predicted model, not a curated record. The coding region runs from base 146 to 868 and encodes 240 amino acids. Lineage: Eukaryota; Metazoa; Chordata; Lepidosauria; Squamata; Viperidae. Gene Ontology annotation, cellular component: membrane. The transcript is spliced from 8 exons.
UGAUUGGCUUGAAAGGGUGAUUCUUCUAAUAGGCUGAAACAAUUUCUUCAUAUUACUUAAGAGUUGACUGCUUUGUCAAGUGUAAAGAUAGUGAGACUUAUUAGGGUUGAUUUUGGAGUUAGUUGGUGUCCUUAAAGCUAUCAAAAUGAGCUGCUUUUCAUUCCUGAAGGUCAUGAUGAUUUUGUUUAACCUGGCCAUAUUUCUUGGCGGAGCAACGCUUCUGGGCAUCGGGAUCUGGGUUACUGUUGACAGUAAAUCCUUCCUCAGUACAUUUGGUGCUAUAUCUGCCAGUGUCCUCCAAUUUGUGCAUGUUGGUUACCUCCUCAUUGCCAUUGGAGCUGUUCUGUUCCUGCUGGGUUUCCUAGGAUGCUGUGGAGCUCAGAAAGAGAGCAAGUGCCUUCUGAUCAUGUUCUUCAGCAUUAUCCUGGUCAUCUUCAUAAUUGAAAUUGCUGGUGCAGUGGUAGCUUUGGUCUACACAUCACUUGCGGAGACUCUACUGCAAGCAACAGUGGCAAAAUUACUAAAAGAUGACUACGGGAAACCUAACCCACUUACUGAAGCAUGGAAUAUUACAAUGAAUGAACUGAAGUGCUGUGGUUUAUCAAAUUACACAGACUUUAAUGACUCCUAUUUCUACAAGGAAAAAAAAAAUUAUCCAGAGCAAUGCUGCAACUCUUCCAUUCCUGACACUUUCUGCAAUGAAACUGUAGCUGGAAACUUGGAGGUGAAGGGCUGCUUCCCUCAGAUGCUGUCUGAAAUUCGUAAGAAUGCAGCUGUAGUGGGUGGAGUUGCAGCUGGAAUUGGGGCCUUAGAGAUUGGAGCAAUGACAGUGGCAAUGUACCUUUACUGCAAAAUAGAUGAAAAGUGACUGGGAUAGGAUUACCUUCCCACAAGCCAAGCCUAUGACUCAACACUUUCUUAACCUGUAUCUACAACAAUUAAAUGUUUCAUGGGCCUGAAGUCUGAAUAUAUAAUUAACCAAUUGACUCUACCUAGAUGGAAUCUUUAGCAUGUAUAUAAAUGAAAUUGUGAAAAGUAGUGUGAUAGGAAAACUGUAUUAACAUAAAGGCUCUUUGUACUGAAAGCCAGAAAUGGGAAAAGACAAAAGUAUACCUGGAAACAUUUCUGCCUUCUAAAAAUGGCCUUUUCCAAUAUAUGCAGUGUGACGUUUUCGGCUAGCUUUGAUAUUGGUCACCCUGGGUUGCAGAAAAUCUCUCUCAAGAAUAAAUGAUCCAGAAUGGAACAAUUUGUUUGAAAAGUUCAGGAUUAAUUGAAAUACCCAUGUAUGAUCAAUGGGGAAUCAAGAUCGUUUUUGUUCUUGACAUAAAUUAAUAGAUGGGCAAUUGUUGUAACCUGCUGGGGAAAAACAUGGCUGUAAAAAUUGAUAGGAAAGAGAAUGACUUUCUUUGAGGACUUGGAAGCUUUUUGCCUUUCUGUUCCCCAGCACUGGUUGUAUGCAACUUGCUAAGGACUGAAAGGGUGUCUGAUUGAGCUGGCUAUGUGUGAAAGGAGUUUCCUUUGUACUUAAUUCAAUUGUAAAUGAUGUAGUCCUCUAUUUUUUUAUUCUGUGUGAAUAAAAUUUAAUUUAUAAUAAUAUAA